AUGCGCGAGAUCGUCCACAUCCAGGCUGGCCAGUGCGGCAAUCAGAUUGGAUCAAAGUUUUGGGAAGUGAUUUCUGACGAACAUGGAAUCGAUCCUACUGGGCAAUAUGUUGGCGAUUCGGAUCUGCAGCUUGAGCGCAUAUCUGUUUAUUACAACGAGGCAGGACAUAGUAAAUAUGUUCCAAGGGCCGUUCUGGUAGAUCUUGAGCCUGGCACGAUGGAUUCAGUACGUGCGGGACCGUUCGGCCAGUUGUUCCGCCCGGAUAAUUUUGUCUUUGGUAUGUUAAGCGCUCUGUUCCUUCUAUCUCGCGCUGUUUUUCCAGAAUGUCCACUACACAUUUUGCCUAAAAUUAUCUGACG
Strongylus vulgaris is the source of this 359-nucleotide messenger RNA. The record is from the annotation of a GenBank genome assembly. NCBI's taxonomy places the organism in Eukaryota, Metazoa, Nematoda, Chromadorea, Rhabditida, Strongylidae.